AUGGAUUCUGCUGCGAUAGUUGACGACGCAAUUGUCAUUGAGGACAAUGAAGACUUUGUUGUGGAAGAAAACAGUAUAAAGUUGUUGCCCAUCAAGAGAUCCGCAGAUGAUGGGUUAAACCACGCUCACGUUUCUGUUAAGAAGAGUAAGAGUACGUACAAUGACGUUGAAAGCGGCUUCAGGUUAUUUAGAAAGCAUUUAAUGCGUCAUUUGAAUCACUCUUUGCAGGCAGAACAGACGAGAAUCUUCAAGUACUUGACAGAUACGAAGGAAGAAAUCUCGAGGGUUUUAAAGCAAUCCAUCAUUCAAAAGGAAAGUCAUUCUAUUAUCAUGGUUGGCCCAAGAAACAGUUAUAAAUCGUUUCUCAUCGAUCAUGAAUUGAGGCUACUAUCCAAGAAUUAUAAGAAUCAAUUCAUCACUGUGAAGUUGAAUGGAUUUAUUCACAGUGAGAACGCGGCAAUUAAUGGUAUAGCCGCCCAAUUACAAACACAAUUAGAGGAAUUACAAGGUACAGAACAGACUCUAGCUGAACCAGUUUUAAAAGAGCAAGAUGCAAUCAAUACUGAUAUUAGCAGUGGGUCUUUGACAGAAGUGUUUGAAAAAAUCCUUAGAUUGUUAGAUUCUGCUGCUACCAAGACAAAUAAUGUAAAUAAGAGCAAUAAUGAUACAAAGAUAACAGUUUUGUUUGUCUUUGACGAAAUCGAUACUUUCGCAGGACCUGUUAGACAAACUUUGUUGUACAAUUUAUUCGAUAUGGUGGAACAUGCCAGAGUACCUGUCUGUAUUUUUGGUAACACGACAAAACUAAAUAUACUCGAAUAUUUGGAGAAGAGAGUUAAAAGUAGAUUCUCGCAAAGAAUUGUAUAUAUGCCUCAGUUGAAGGAUCUGGACGAAUUCGCUAAUACAGUCGCUGAAUUACUUUCACCUUUACCAGCUUCAUUGGAAAAUGACAAUGAACAAUAUUUAUCACAAUGGAAUAAUCUGAUAAGCGAGCUAGUCAAGGAUGAAAAAUCUAAUUUAUUUAAUCAAAUCAGAUUAAAUUAUGAUACUUUCAAAUCCCUGGCAACGUUCAAGAACUCUAUAAUCCCACUAAUUGGAUCCGGUCAAAAUUUCGAAGACCUAAAAUUGUCCAUGUUAUCCUGUAAACUAAUUGAAGGCUACCAUCUAAAUCAAUUACAGAACGGUUUAACUUCCACUAUCAGAUCAUUAUCUGAUCUUGAAUUGGCGGUAUUGAUUGCAGCUGCCAGAGUCAGUUUAAAAUCGAAAGAUGAAAUGAUAAAUUUCAAUUUAACUUACGUGGAAUAUAAAGAAAUGAUAAAAUCCAUCAAUGCAAAAGUGCCCACAAGUUCCAAUCUUACAACAAAUAGGCAUUUGAUAAAACUCUGGGAGAAAGAUGACGUGAAGAACGUGUGGGAAACUCUGCAAGGCUUUACAUUUAUAACAGAAAAAGGUGCCAUCGGUAUUAGAGAAUCUGCCAUUGCAGCGUUCUAUGCCAGUAACUAUCAGUUCCAUGGAUCUACAAUCCCAUUCGACCUAAGAUUGUAUCAAAUGCAAGUAACUCUGAAAGAAUUAAGAACCGUCGUACCCAGAUCUUCAAUGUACUACACGUGGACUCAACUAUAG
Molecule: messenger RNA, 1623 nt
Organism: Kazachstania africana CBS 2517
Lineage: Eukaryota; Fungi; Ascomycota; Saccharomycetes; Saccharomycetales; Saccharomycetaceae
Gene: ORC4
Product: origin recognition complex subunit 4
Exons: 1
Coding region: 1-1623 (540 amino acids)
Biological process (GO): DNA replication initiation; DNA replication
Cellular component (GO): nuclear origin of replication recognition complex; nucleus
Molecular function (GO): DNA replication origin binding
Source: RefSeq, a predicted model, not a curated record